Episyrphus balteatus (marmalade hoverfly) is the source of this 2030-nucleotide messenger RNA. RefSeq lists its product as uncharacterized. Gene Ontology annotation, biological process: microtubule anchoring. NCBI's taxonomy places the organism in Eukaryota, Metazoa, Arthropoda, Insecta, Diptera, Syrphidae. The transcript is spliced from 4 exons. Gene Ontology annotation, molecular function: microtubule binding. The coding region runs from base 158 to 1768 and encodes 536 amino acids. Gene Ontology annotation, cellular component: axonemal microtubule; sperm flagellum; centriole. The record is from RefSeq and is a predicted model, not a curated record.
UAAAAUUUUUAUUCAAGAAAAUAAACUUCUGGCCCUAAAAACACAUUUUUUUUUUUUGUUAAUUUUUGUUUUUCUUUUCAUUUUUGUGCUCUGGACCAAAUUGAGUUUUUAUUUCGUUGCACCAAAACAUUCUUUUUUUUAUAUAAAUUAAAAUAUCAUGUGUGAUCAACAAAUUAUGUACGAAGUUCCGGAAGAAAAUGUGAUGGGCGAAACACACCACGGUGACUAUUUCCAGGAUCCAGUUAAUACUGCCUGCUCUCCACGAAAUUGCCCUAUAAUGCCUUGUGAUGUACCAACGUCUUUUGAACCAUGUCAUCAAGAUACAGCAAAAACUUGUGACUGUUCAUGUGAUAUGGAUUGUUGUUAUGAACAGCCACCACGCCAACCUAUGUGCAAGCCCCAAGUCAGUUAUGUUCGACCAACUCAACCAAUUGAAACAAAUACUAUUUAUAAGUGCUCAUAUGUUGGAAACCAAGGCUACCAACGAGCUGUCCCAAUUCAAGUUCAAGAUAGUAUCAAACCAUUUCAAGGUCGAAUGGAUGGAAACACCGUUCAAAAGCUUUCAUUUCAACCCCAUUGUGAGGCAAAACGUGCCCAUCCUAUAUUACCCAAAUCAAAUACCCAACGAUUUGAUGGACCGUUUUAUGAUAUGACGAGCCAAAAACACGACUUUGUUCCAAAAUGUUAUAGUAAGAGAGAGCCUUUAAGGGUUGCCGAUGGAAUUUUAAAAUUCUGUGCACCAUUAGAAAAAUGCACUGUUAACAAACUAUCCUACAUGCCAUACGACAUUUGUAACAAUCCUCCACCAAAACCUAUGAUUCAGAGAGGGAGUUAUAUUCGACCAGACGCUCCGGGUGAGCGCUGUACAGUUCAGAAAUUGAGUUACUUGCCAGUUCCUUUGCCUGCAAAAGAAGAUAUGCCUUGGGCCAAGAGAAUUCGUAUCGAACCACCUCGUAGUGGUUCACUUUGUACUACAUACAAACUAAGUUUUAUUCCAAAUUGCAAUGUUCAAAGAAUUCCAGGACUUGCUCCGGCACAAGGUAUACAAAUAUUCGGUUCAGAAAUGCCUGAUAAAAACACAGUUUAUAAGUUGAGUUAUUUGAAAUCAUGCGGGACUAAACCAGAUCCAAUUAUGCCCAGACCUGGAAUACAGAUACCUUCUGGAGGAAUGGAAAAGUGUACGGUUUAUAAAUUAUCGUACCAACCACAGAAUUGCUCCGAACGUGCUAAACCUAUUCGACCAAGAGGAAAUGUUUGCAAGUCAAAUGCUCCAAUUCAAGAUAUUACAACUCAAAAGCAUGACUUUGUUCCAAAACCAAAUUGUCGACGUGGUCUUAUUAUUCCACCGACAUCCAUGUCUACACCUAGUUGUCCGAUGGAAAAAUGCACCAUUAACAAAUUAUCAUAUUUGCCACAAAAAAUUUCCGUUAAAAGUGGCCCUAUUUUACCAAGACCUGGGUUGUGUAAAAACGAUGGUCCAAUGGCAAAAUGUACAACAUACAAGCUGAGCUAUAUGCCUGUUGCAAUACCUCCUAAGGAGGUACUGCCAUGGGCAAGGCAAUCGUCGUGUGUUCGUCCGACUGCACCGAUUCAGAGUUGCACAAUUCAAAAACUUAGCUAUGGAGCACCUGGGAAAUUUUUGCGAAAAGGAAACUGUGUUCAAAGAUUUCCUUCUCUUAUACAACCGAGUAACCGAAUUGUGUUUCACAAGUUGUGUGGACAAUUUUUUUACAAGAAAUCUUGGUAUCAACGAGACAGAAUGUGUUGACAAAUGUGUAACAAAAUUUGCUCGCUUUAAUCAAUCUAUGAUGAGCGUUUAUGUUGAAGUACAAAGCGAUAUCAAUACACGACGAAAUCAAGAGUUGGAAGCUGCGGCUGCCAAGCAGCAAGCUGAAGCUGCAGCUGUUUCACCAAUUUCAAUUGAAAGUCUAAUAACUGAUAAUACCAAAGGCAAUCUUAUGAACGAGGCUGUUUAGUUAAGCAUUUUAUUUUGUCCAAUUAUUUAUUAAGAAUUUAAGUUUUUUUUUUAA